Messenger RNA from Desarmillaria tabescens, 1971 nucleotides. RefSeq lists its product as uncharacterized. Gene Ontology annotation, molecular function: DNA binding; zinc ion binding; DNA-binding transcription factor activity, RNA polymerase II-specific. The coding region runs from base 1 to 1971 and encodes 656 amino acids. The transcript has 14 exons. The record is from RefSeq and is a predicted model, not a curated record. NCBI's taxonomy places the organism in Eukaryota, Fungi, Basidiomycota, Agaricomycetes, Agaricales, Physalacriaceae. Gene Ontology annotation, biological process: DNA-templated transcription; regulation of DNA-templated transcription.
AUGCCUGUCGCCCGUCCAAAGAAGGAGUCGAGCUCGGCCACCCCGCCUUCCGACGACGGCCUCCUCAAGGAACCACACUCCGAAAUCAGCAAAAGCAAGAGAAAAGCCCGUAAGGUUCGAUGCGCUCGAGAGAACCCCGAUGAUCAAAAGCAAUCUUGCAAACAUUGCAUAUCGCUCGGAAUUCCCUGCACUUACGAAUACCAGCCCAAAAAGAGAGGUCCGCCUAAUCUAUAUCUUCGUAGGCUACAUGAAGCCCAAGCAGCAGCAGCGGCAGCUGACAAUCAGGUCGAUGCAGAUAGCUCGGCAUCACCAUCAUUAAUGUCGCCGUCGUUUGGUCCAAAGAGCCCGUCUUCGUUUAUGGAUUCCCCGAUACCAGCACUACCUACCGUUCCUUCCAUCCCUAUACCCCCCUCACGCUAUCCCAUUGCGGCAGAUACCUAUCAUUCCCACUAUUCCAGCUCAUUGUCCUCGUCUUACCCUGGUUCCCACUCUGACGCAUCUAAUACCCAGGACGAAUCCAAGGGAUAUUCUCCUCAGCCAGAUUCUUUCAGUACUUAUCCUUUAUAUAAUUGGUCCUACAAGCAGCACCAGGUCCUUCCGGUGCAGCCACCAGCCCAAAUACCCCCUCUCUCGUUUUAUUAUCGACCGCAUAGAUUGGAGGAAAUUGCUCCGAGAGAUACGAUAUCUCUCAUCAUAGCGCUCUUCUUCGACUUUGUGUAUCCGCUCACUCCUUGCGUUCACAAACCGUCCUUCAUGGCUGACCUUCACUGCCCACCGGGAAGAACGCGAUCCACUCUUUUUCGCCCUUUUCCCCGUUCCUAUCUCCCAAUGGAUCGUCCGGUCGUUCGGAAGCUCGCCCAGACUUGUCACGAAGCUAGCCGGCAGGUUUCUAUAGCAUCCUACGAUCCACCGACCUCUAUGCAUGUCAUUAUUCGAUAUUUCGAUUGCGUAUACCACUUCUGUGAGGGCCAUGACGCCACGCAGCAUGCGGCAUUUGGUGAGGCUGCGCAUAUCGCCGUUACUCUGCGUAUGCAUGAAGAAGCUUCGUACGAAGGCCUCGACCCAAUCGAGAGCGAGAUCAGACGGAGAACUUUUUGGCUACUCUUUGGAGCCGACAAGUCAAUGUCAGUCCUCCUUGGACGGCCGAUCUGUCUUCGGGACGAAGAUUGUACUGUUCAUUUCCCUAAGGAACUAGAUGACGAAUACAUCACCCCUAGCGCUUACCUUCCUCAACCACAUGGCAAGACUGCCAUUGUCUCGGGUCUUAACUAUACCUCCCGGAUUUUCGCACUUCUCGGAGAGAUCCUGGUCCGUAUCCGAGUGGACAAGCGCUCUCCGCCACAAGGGCAAUUCGCGACUGCUAGACUUGAAGAGGUUCAGUCACUUCACGGGCGUAUCCUUUCGGCGUUAAGCCACGCGCCUGAACCUUUACGACUAAAACAAACACAUGCCCCUUCUCACAUCCCUCCAGAAUACGGAGGUGCAGGUUUCCGACAAGCAACCUUUGCCGAGGUGAAAGAUUUCUUUGACAAUCCUCAUGCUUCGCGAGCGAAUGCAUUGAACCCGUUCCUGGUUAUGCAAGCGAAUUUGUAUGUGACACAGCAACUGGUUCGAUUUGUGAUUGAGCAAUACCGUGACGAGCUGGUCGUCUCGUUACAAGGAAAUAUUGACGAUCACCAAGUCGCCGAGGACCGAGAAGCUGUUGCUAGUGUAUUGCUGAGCAUCCUUCACAGCAUCCCAAUCCAGUCCAUCGCCACCAAUGGACCUAGUUUGGUCCAUAAGGUGCGCUUUGUCGCAUCUACGCUGCUGGAUGCAGUGAGAAAAGCUGAAAUAGCGCCGGCGUCCGCCGCGCGCGCCCACGCAUAUCUUUGGGACUUCCUUAGCAUCUUAUCUGAGAUCGAGAGGAACUACUUACUUGACGACGACCGGGAUGGCACGUCCAGUGGCGACGGAAUGGCCAUGAUGAGCUAA